UUAAUUGGGUCAGUUAGGAAAGUCUCUGUUGUCAUUGUCAUUGGUUAAAACAAAAUAACCUCUUUGGCCAUGCAGUCUGUAAGGGAGACGCAUGACACCUCUCCAUCAGGCCAAAUAUUUUCAAUAUAAUAAAGAAGGAAAGGAAGAGACAUCUGGAAGCAAUUUAGGAGGGGUUAGUGUGUGAAUUUGAUUGUGACCGACCACCCUAACAAUUUAGAAUUUGCUAUUACACCAUUCAUUAUGGCGAAGGCUCCACCCUCAUAUCAGCUUCUAGAAAUCAACGUCAUAUCGGCCCAAGACCUGGCCCAAGUCUCCAAGCCCGUUCGGGCCUACGCGGUGGCCUGGGUCCACCCAGACCGCAAACUCGUGACCCAAACAGACGUAGAGGGGGACACGAAUCCCACGUGGAACGAGAAGUUCGUGUUCCGCGUAGACAACAACUUUCUAAACUCGGAAAAAAACUCCAUUGUCAUGAUCGAAAUAUAUUCCUCCGUGUGGCUCCGUGAGGUCCUCAUCGGAACUGUGGGUGUCCUCGUCAGCAACUUCCUCCCUCCGAACCGAAAACCGAAGCUCAGCUUCGUGGCGCUUCAGAUUCGCCGACCCUCGGGUCGGCCCCAAGGGAUUCUUAACAUCGGAGUCGCGCUUCUCGACAGCACCAUGCGCAGCAUGCCCCUCUAUUCCGAACUCAGCUCCUCUACCGCGGACGACGACACUUGUAGUUAUAGCGAAAAACACUCGCUUUUGACGAUGCAACGUAGCCGGAGCGACGAUAACGACUCCACCGUCAACGAUUACGCACACAAUGGCUAUGGCUACGAUGAGGAGGACUCGGAAGUUGGUGUGCGGAAAGGAGGGUUUUUUAACGCCGCGGGGCCUUCGCCAUCGGUGGUGGCGGCCAAGAUUAUGAAGGGGUGCUACCCCAUGCUGCCGCCGCCUCCGCCGGGGACGGCGGAGAGUUCAACGCUUGAUGGGUGGUCGGAGAGUAACAGUACUGCGACGGAGGGGAUGAGCACGAAGAUUCAGAGGUGGAGGAGUGAACUAUCUCCGGCUUAUGAGGAUUACGAGGAUGAAAGGCAGAUGCUGAAGCCGACGCCGACGCCGACGCCGAAGCGCGUUGGUAAGACGCCGCGGCGUGGUGGGGGGCGCGGCGGGCCAUGUUCGUGCUUCGGGACGGUGUUUGGGGUUGAGAUUUCGAUUACUGUCGGCGGGGGGAACCGCGGGAAGAGGAACGGUGGUGGAAAGGGUCGAGUCACCGGUGGCUCUGCCUCUGAACACACUUUCGAUAACUCCUAUAAUUGACUAGCCACGUGAGAAAAUUGUUGUAUUUUAAUCGCAUGCAUGCAUAAGAUAUCCACGUAGUUAGGAUGUGGAUGGAUAUACCUUUUUAAUUAUUUGUUUCAUUUUCUCCUCUCGCUCAUAUUUAUUCUCUGUCUUUACAAGGCUUUUCAAUAAAAUUAAAAUUUUUGUUAA
Cajanus cajan (pigeon pea) is the source of this 1470-nucleotide messenger RNA. RefSeq lists its product as uncharacterized. Gene Ontology annotation, biological process: defense response. Lineage: Eukaryota; Viridiplantae; Streptophyta; Magnoliopsida; Fabales; Fabaceae. The record is from RefSeq and is a predicted model, not a curated record.